This is a messenger RNA of Effrenium voratum, 846 nucleotides long. Lineage: Eukaryota; Dinophyceae; Suessiales; Symbiodiniaceae. The record is from the annotation of a GenBank genome assembly.
AUGAAGGAGAAGGAGCGAGUGGAUGCGCAGGUCUUGGAGUCCAUGAAGCAGAUCUUCCACGACGCGGAUACGGACAAAUCUGGGCAGCUGGACAAGGACGAGCUGCGGACCUCUUUCAGCAACUUCAGGGUGCGGGACCGCCUGAGAUUGCUUCGCAUCCCCUUCAAGGAUCUCGAGAUGCUCUUUCAAAUCUUGGAUGAUGAGAGCAGCGGCCAGGUCAACGCGGACAGGUUCUUCCGCGGGGUGCAGCGGCUGCGCGGCCAGGCGGCGGCCUGCGACCUGCACCAGAUGUCCGUAGACCUCAAUCGCCGGCUUUCCUGGUGCGAUAUGCAUCAGAGUCAGGUGAAUUAUUUGAAUGACCACCUGGCAGAGCUUGUGGAUACUAUGGAUGACAUGGACGGCGCCGUGGUCCGCAGUGACCAUGAUGAGAAGGACCCAGUCCUGAUGUCCAAGAGGGGCCGCAACAAGUUCGUGAAGUCUGAGCAGCUCCGGGGUAGAGAGUUCAAAGAAGGCCUGAUGCCCAAGAAGAGCUACGAUCCUUGGGAGGAGAUCAAGAAGCAAGAGUUUUUGCAGCGACGAGCCGAGAGGCUGCAAAAGGAUGAGCCGCAGCCUACCAGGGAAGAGAAGCGGAAGGAAGCAGAGAGGCAGGAGUGGGCAGCAAUCCAAGAGGCCAAAGCGGAGAAACAUCGCAGGAAGGAAGCCAGGAAGAACCAGCCGCCGCCUCCGCCGUUGCCCUUCCAUUUGCAGCGUGUCAAGGAGGAGCAAGUGAAAGUGAAGGAGAAGCAGCGAAUCGACAAGCUGCGGCGCAUCGCGGCAGAGGCCGGCACAUGCCUGGCAAGAAGGUAA